GGAUACCCUCACCCCUCUAGCCCCAUGCACAGUGCCCUAUGUGAUGGUGCAGUGACGUGUAACAGUGCCUAAAGUGAAAAUACAAGUUGUGUAAUGGAAGUUUUAACGUGUCCUCCUUUUUCUGUUAGUGGAGUCCGUCUGUGAUGAGGGGCUGUUUUAAGGCGAGUUUCAGUUCUUGCAUCGUCUCGCCCGCCUCGUGUGUGCGUUAUGUGCGUUAUUUAAGUGGUGUGUGUACGUGGGGCUUCGCAUAGGGGUGUGUAGCUAUGGGGAAAUGAGUCCAUACGCUUGAGGAAUGUGUGAACGCGACCCUGGCUGUUGGCUGAGGAAUGCGUGUUACACCAAAGCUCAGACCUUUGCAGACUGUGUAGGCCAUGAGCUACCUUAUGGGUGGGAGGAAUGUAUAGAUGGACAAAUCGGCAUCUACUAUGUCGAUCACAUUAACAAACAAAAUCAAAUUGAGGACCCCAGAUUAGCAUGGCGGCAGGUGCAGGAGGCCAUGCUUUCAGAGUACCUGUGCUCAGCCCAGAGCGAUCUCAGCGCCAAGCAGGAUAUCAUGCAAGUGAAGGCACAGCGACUGGCCCUUGCCCAGGAUGAGUACCACCACCUCAACACUACCCUCACUAACCUCUUCAGCUCAAGGUCUUCAUUAAGUUCUGGUGGGAGUGGUGCCAGCCGGUGGGACCCAGACCUGCUCAAGACAGAUGUGGUAAUGGCCAGGAAUCGGGUGGGCCGCCUGAAGCGUGAGUUGCACCAGAUCAAGCAUGAGGUGGCCAACACAGAGGCCGGCAUGCAAACCCUGGCACAAGUUCAAGAGAAGCUGAGUGGCCUGACGACAGGCUACAGUGUGGAAGAGGCACAGGCUAUUGUCUCUCAGCUUAGGAAUAUCGAGGAGUCACUGCGGGCAGGAGAGAAGGAGAAGGCUGAGCUGAUCAAGUCUCUGACAGUGCUGCGCCAUGACAUCAUAUCUGCAGAGGCCACACAUGCCAUUGAGGCAAACAUCGAGAAGUCGUCAGAGAAGCACAGCACUGCAUCACAGACAGAUUUUUGUGGUGAAGGCAUGCCACUUGGUGCCCGCCUGGCUGAACUCACCAGGCUAAAACUGGAGUACGACUCAGCCAAGAGUACUCUGAAAGGUCUCCAGCACGAUUUGGCAGAACUCGAAGAGCGGCUCUCCCCAGAGGAUCUGCAGAGUGAUAGGGACCGUGUGGUACUCAUCCAGGAGAAGGAACAGUUACUGAGAGAGUUCAGAAGUGUUCGCUCCUAUACACACGAUCCACUGCAGGCCUGUGAGCUUGAUGACAAGAUCAGUCAACUAGAGUGUGACCUCGCCAAGGCUCUGGAGGUUAGCAACAAGGCAGUGGCAGAACGGCUAGCACUGCAAGAGCAAAGGCAGGAUCUUCUGUGCCAGCUAAGGGACACUGUGAGAGUGAUGGUGAGCCUUGAGGGACAGCUGCGUUCCCUCUCUGCUUCCACCCUCUCUGUAUCAUCCUCCUCCUCCCUGGGCUCCCUCUCCACAUCUAGUAAAGGCUCCCUGUCCAGCCUCUCCUUCACAGACAUAUAUGGAGGCCAGCAGUACUCUUCAAGUGAACAUGUUGCCCUCAACAUGACUGAACUACAGAAGCGGGUUGAGAGGCUCCUGAAGUCCAAUUCAGAGGCCGACCGCCAAUAUGCUGAAAAGUUGCGGUCUCUGGAGGAAGGUAGUAGCAACAGCAGUUGUGCUGUGCUAUCCCAGUCUAUGCUGUCCCUGUCCCCUCGUAGUUCCCUAUCUUCCUUAUCUCCCCCAACUUCUGCAUGCGAGGCACUGUCAGCCCUUGAUGCCCAGCGGCUCAACCCCAGUGAGGGCAGUGUUGGCCCACUAGCCAAUGUGGACCUGAGCACAGUGCAGGACAGGCUGGCUGAGCUGUGUCUUGCCCCGGGUGCUUCUGAGGCUGCCAACAAGGCUGCUAGUAAACACUUGGAUGCCACUCUAGUCGUGAACAAACAAGUGAAGGAAUUGACAGAAUAUGACUUCAGCGUCACAAAUGGCGGAGUGAGUGGUGUGUUGUUGGGUCUGGCUGGGAGGGAUGGGGAAGUGCUGUAUGAGGAGGAGGAAUGCUGUGCGGGGGGUAGUGAAGAUGGAAACAUUCGGACCAUUUCUGCAGCCGUCAGUGAUGAAUCUGUGGCUGGUGAUUCUGGUGUCUAUGAUGCAUACCCGAAAGGUUCAGCCCCUACCCCGGACACGCCACAGGUGCAGAUCAAGCUAAGGUAUAAUAAACAGGAGGGUCUUCUGAAUGUUGGUGUGGAGAGAGCGAGGAGCUUGUCAGUGCUCAACACAGAGGAUGGCUGCAAAGUGUGUAUCAAAGUACAGCUGUUCCCUGCUGGCACAGCCACCUUCACUUGCUGCACCCACCUGGAUAACAACACAGAAAGGCCAACAUUUGGGGAGAUGUUUUCCUUCCCUGUAGCACCCCGCAAGCUGCCCUCCAAGACCCUUCAGGUGAACGUGUGGGCUGUCAGCGACACCAAUGAAACCUUCGACGAGGAGUGUGUGGGUUAUGCUCAAAUUAGCCUAGCAGAUUUUGAUCUGGAUGUACCACAGACACGCUGGUAUAACAUCCUGCAUUAUGCUCUGUUGCGACCUGACCAACUUACCCGUGAUGACCAGUCCUCAAAGUCUUCAACCCUUCGGUCAUCUGUCUCCACCUCUAAUGUGAAGGAGGAGAGCAGUGAUGAAUCAACAAUCAUAUCAUCUCAAACCUCCACCCUCACACGGAAUCUUGGACCAGAGGCACUGCGACUCAAUCUCCCACUUACCACAGAAGACUUUGAGCAUGUCAUUGACUCUGAUGAUGAUGAGGAGGAUGAGGAAGAAGAGGAAGAGCUGGAGGCAGGACAGGAAGAAGUUAUGGAAGAAGCUCUGGAAAAUGCAGAGGACACGGCUGUUGAGGGAGACUCUACUGACCAGCUGGUUGAGAUGGCUGACAAGGAGACCAACACAGAGUGCAUGUUCAUGCCCCUCUCAGCCAGUCUGGCUGGGUCACGCAACUCUCUCGCACCACCAAGGGUCGAGGGGACUGACCCGAGGCCAGGCAUCCCUGUUAUCAAAAGGUCCCAAACCUUUACUCCUUCUGCUGCCGUUGGCAAGAGCAACUAUGUAUGUCGGCUAAACCGCAGCGACAGUGACAGCUGUGUGCCUAUGUACCGGCGAGCACCAUUCAAGCGGGGCACAGCAGAGCGAAGGUCACUCAGGUGGAAGGGACGGCUGGGUGGCUCCCUUAGGCUUUCUUCAAGAUCACCUGGGUCUUCAGGAUUGAAGGGUGGCCGUACAUCUCUUGAUCUUGAGUUGGACCUGGCAGCACAACAACGGCGACUUCGACAGCUACAUGAGGAGUUGGAGGGUUUGCGCAGCCUCAAGACCCAAUUAGAGGGCGUCAAGAAUUCCCCAGACCCUCCAUCAUGGCUCACAGACCAAACCACCAUGACCAGUGUCCUCACACAGGCCACAAAGGGAGGUAGUGUCAAGUCCCCUGAAGACAGAAGGAUGGAGAAGAUGCUGAGGAAGACAUCACGUGAGAUUCAUAAGCUGAGGAACUCAAAGACACCUCGAGGCCAGCCAGAUGUAAUCUCAUUCAAGGAGAAGAUGGCUUUUUUCCUGAAGUCCAGCCCCACCAUUCCUCCACUCACAGUGGACUGUGACACUGACAUGGCCACCUCAGAGCCUGUUGACCAUCUCCUCCACCUCUCUACUGCAACAACCACACUGUCAUGUUCUCCUGUCACAUCACACUCUAAAAGUCAGCCUCCCGGAUCCUGCAUAGCAAGAUUGCAGCAACAACAGCAAUCAGGGUCUGAGAAAUCUGACACCAAUGAGUCAACUAAUGCUCAGAGCGACCAAGCACCUUCCUCAUGUAUCCAAACUUUACCUUCUUCACAAGAGUCCAUAACCUCUGUGCCUUCCAUCACUACAGCUUCUUCCAUCCCUGGUGCUCCAAGUUUCACCUCAGAUCCAUCUACUGCGUCAUCAACAUUAGCAACAAUCUCCCCGUCCAAUUCUGUGUCACCUUCAUCAUUGUGCAUCAAUGCAUCAUCCUCGGCCCCUCCACUUGCCUUGUCUGGUUCUGCCUCACCCUUGGUAAGGCAGCUGACAGCCAAGCAGUCAACCACUGGUGCCAUUCCUAAGGUCUUUCGCCCUGGUGUUCUCUUCAGCACGGAAGAUCAGGGUGUGGAGGUCUGAUGUCCUCAUCUCAGAUUAGGGGAUCAUCCACUGGCCUCAUAUAUUUAUGUUUCUGGUUCACAAGUCAUUUAUCCAGUGCCACCUGGCUUACUUUUAUUUAUUACAGGAGACCCUGAGUCAAAGCUGUGAGGAAAGGAAGAAAAAGCUAGGGUCUUUUGAAUUUUACUCUUGAAUCUCAUAAUGUAUUGCUCGACCCUUAGGCAUGAAUUCUAUUUAGGUAGUUCUGCUUAAUUCAGGGUUUUCGUCUUUCUUAUAAAGAGGCUUCCACAUGCCAGUGUUGCUGGUUAGAUGUCUUGUGCCCCUCACUCACUCAAUGCUAAGACUCCCUUGACACACUCAUCAAGGACUUUUGCAGUUUUAUUUUUUGACAAUAUAUACUUACGCCACAAAAGAUCAGUAUAUGGCAUUAAUUGCUCAUAAGGCAAAGAUAUAUACUUAAGGUGUUUUAUUGAAAAUAGUUGUAUUUUACUAAUGCAGCCCUUCUAUUAUUGAAGUGGAGCUAUGAAGCAUCACAAUGGCAUCAAGGGUUUGUGUUUUCAGCAGUGCCUUCCACUAGCCAUACUUCCCUCUGGUCUUCCACUCUGGGAGGUUUUGAUAAUUCUCACAUGAUCAUACUCAUAGAGAGACUGUGCAGAAAUAUACUCCGGUGUGAAAUUUCAAUAGUUCUCGGAAAUUUGUGUGCUAAUGUUGUAUGCCUGCAGUAAGGCAAAACUUCCUCCAUGCUAGCAUACCAAGGCUUAGCUGAGUACCUGUAUCUCCUCCAGCACACAGGAGGGUGUCCUCUCCCUCUUAGUCACAAAGCUCCAAGCAAGCAAAUGAGAUAUAGAUCACUAUACAACUGAGAAAAAGAGAGUGAGGUCAUCCUCUGAAUUUUUUUUAUUUAUUUAUUUAUUUUUAUUUUUUAUUUUAUUUAUUUUUUUAUUUAUUUAUUUUUUUUUUUUUUAGAAACCUUGGGUCCAACCAGGUGUUGAAUCAAUGAUUGUAUAGUUGGUAGCAGUAUUUCCCAGAAUUGUUGAAACAAAGUCUUAUUGAUAUUCUCCAAAGGUGCAGCAAAGCGUUGGUAGCUGUCUGUGUGUCUGAUACUGAGCUGUUGGCAACUGUGAAAACCAGCAAUAUUAGUUGUGUUGGAAUCUGUCUUCUUCUUGACUUUCUGCUUCUUUAUGUAAACUUAUUCGUGGUCAUAUUUUUGUAUGACUUUAACCAAAUUUAUUUUAUAUAUUUGUACAUUAAAUAGGGCCAGAUGUAUGAAGAGUAUUUAUAUAUUAUCUAUAAUUUGUUUAUAUUAUUGUCAGCUAACAGAUUGAUACUACUGCAUAAAUAUUAGACAUGUCUAAAAAAUGACUACUAACUUGUUAUACUUCAAAUGUUCAUGCUGAUAAGUUAAACCAAAAAUUAUGUAGAUAUGUAUAUACAAUCGUUCUAUAUGCUAUUUCCAUGUGCCUUUGGUAGGUACAAAUUUGUUAUUUAUGCUAACUAAAAGAUGCAAAAAAAUGUUAUUUUUGUUAUACCUUUAUUUCAUGUUUUUGCUAUACAUAUUUUAUUGAUUAAUUUUAUCUAAGGUAUUUUAAUUUUUUAGUCUUGAGCAUAUCUGUCUGCAGAUAUGGUUUUUUUGUACAGGUUGAAACAAAACUUCAGAGUUAGUGAUCAAUUAUUUGUGAAUGCACAUGAUGGAAAAGAUGGAAGAACCUAAUGAUAGGUUUUGUGAGGAAGAAACUAAAAAGUGUGACAUGGGCAUGAGUGCUGAAGUAGGUGUGAGGUGGUUAUAGGAGGUGGAGGAGUAUUUUAAAAUCAUGCAUACACGGUGAGAUGGGUAUAGAAAUUAGAUAAACUUGUGAGACAGGUAUGUCAUAGGAUUACUGUACUGUACUUGCAAGCAUUACAAAAGGAGGGAAGAAGUAUGCUUAAGGAUGUAAAGAGAGGUUUAAUAAAAAACAGAUCACAUUACAAA
Portunus trituberculatus (swimming crab) is the source of this 6161-nucleotide messenger RNA. It is a transcript of the gene kibra, whose product is annotated as protein kibra-like. The record is from RefSeq and is a predicted model, not a curated record. Bases 293 to 4213 code for a protein of 1306 amino acids. Lineage: Eukaryota; Metazoa; Arthropoda; Malacostraca; Decapoda; Portunidae. Gene Ontology annotation, molecular function: molecular adaptor activity; kinase binding. The transcript is spliced from 16 exons. Gene Ontology annotation, cellular component: cytoplasm. Gene Ontology annotation, biological process: negative regulation of organ growth; regulation of DNA-templated transcription; cell migration.